GAUGAGCAAACUAUUAUAUUGAAAAUAAUGUGCAGCACGUAUACUUCGAGUUGUAUUAUGCAUAGCUUCAUUCUUGUACAUACUUGAGAUGAUUAAUAGUUCCGAAUUUACGGGUAAUUAGCAAAAGAAUAAGCUAAACUCAAACGUAGUUACUUUGAGAAAUUCGUUCGAAUCGUCUUGUUUUGUAAGGACAAGUAGCUACGAGGAUUAGCUUUACUAAGAGCAUUGCCGCGUUAGUGAGCUAGCUACAGUAGCAGGUCUUCGAAGCCCACUACUAGCAAUACAUACAAAAUCGUGUCAUCCUCUGAGAAUGUUUUCCUUUACUAGCUUCAUGCCAUGCCAGCGCUACAAACUUUGGAAGACAGAAAUACAUGCAAAAUAAGGUAUUCCGAUUGAUUAUUACAAGACCGACUUCAAUGUCUGGGGUCCAUCAUUGUGGGACUGGGAGCUGUUCCCACCAAGUUUCGUACCCCAGUGCGCACCAAACAUUGGAUGAAAUGGACUUCGAAAGAGGUAUCUGGUCUGCUGCAAUGGAUGGAGACUUGGAGAGAGUCAAGUCACUUCUCAAGAAGGGUGUGGACCCUAACAUAAGAGCUUCUGCCAAUUAUACUGCUCUGCACUAUGCAAGUCGCAGUGGGCAUGAAUCUGUAUGUAAGUUACUUCUUCAGAGCGGGGCAUGUGCCAAUCUCCAGACUCUGGGUGGGGCAACGGCUCUUCACAGAUCUGCCUACUGUGGACAUCUGGAUGUGGUCCAGCUUCUCCUUCACCAUGGGGCAGAUCCCCAGAUAUGUGAUGAUGAUGGAUCCUCCCCAUUACAUAAGUAUUUUGUGUGUUGGCACAUGAAACAGGCUGCAGAGCAGGAUCAUGAAGAGGUCUGCAGAUUACUUCUCCAGUACUGUCCUUCCCUCUGGGGCCACCCAAACAAUAAGUCCCUGGUACCAUAUCAGUUAGCACCAGAUGGACAUUUGAAGGAGCUUCUGAAACCCCCACAGUGACUGGGAUGUCCAGCUCAGCCAGAUCUUUUUAAAUUUUUUUGCAACAAGUGCAGCCCAAGGACACAGGUUGUAGACUAACGCCUCAGCAUGUUCCUUGCAAGUUGCUUCCCAGAAAAGUUUGCUUACAAUCUAUUGGUCCACACACAACAUUCUCUUAUCUGGAGCACUGCAAACAUUUGAUCUUCUACCUGGUCCCUGACUUGUAUUUCUUUUUGUUUGUUUUUGAUUCUGAAUUUUUAAAUAGUAUUCCUCAUAAAAAAAACAUAUAUUGAUGUAUAGUAUAUUGUGUCAAUGUAUGUAUUUUCCUAUGUACA
This is a messenger RNA of Esox lucius (northern pike), 1309 nucleotides long. RefSeq names its product ankyrin repeat domain 39 (gene ankrd39). NCBI's taxonomy places the organism in Eukaryota, Metazoa, Chordata, Actinopteri, Esociformes, Esocidae. The coding region runs from base 372 to 995 and encodes 207 amino acids. The transcript is spliced from 4 exons. Gene Ontology annotation, molecular function: protein binding. The record is from RefSeq and is a predicted model, not a curated record.